AUGACUACUCAUAUUGACCCUGAAUAUCAAGCAAAUGCGAUUGAGCCUCAAGUCCAAAAAGACUGGGAAGAUCGCAAAUCGUUUAAAGUUGCCGACACUGUAGAAGGUCCACGUCGUUAUAUCCUCUCGAUGUUCCCUUACCCAAGCGGCAAACUGCAUAUGGGUCAUGUGCCCGUUUUCACCGUCUCAAAGGUGAAACUGUGCUACAACCGAUGGGUUGGGAUGCUUUCGGCUUACCUGCUGAAAAUGCAGCGAUUGCUCAUCAAGUUGCACCAGCAAAGUGGACCUUUGAAAAUAUUGCAUAUAUGCGCGAUCAAUUGA
This is a messenger RNA of Oppiella nova, 321 nucleotides long. Lineage: Eukaryota; Metazoa; Arthropoda; Arachnida; Sarcoptiformes; Oppiidae. The record is from the annotation of a GenBank genome assembly.